This is a messenger RNA of Triplophysa dalaica, 2993 nucleotides long. RefSeq names its product activating transcription factor 7b (gene atf7b). Gene Ontology annotation, molecular function: cAMP response element binding; DNA-binding transcription factor activity, RNA polymerase II-specific. The transcript has 12 exons. The record is from RefSeq and is a predicted model, not a curated record. The coding region runs from base 117 to 1496 and encodes 459 amino acids. Gene Ontology annotation, biological process: regulation of transcription by RNA polymerase II. NCBI's taxonomy places the organism in Eukaryota, Metazoa, Chordata, Actinopteri, Cypriniformes, Nemacheilidae.
AUUAGCAUUUCGUGAGCUAGCUGGAUGAAGGAGUUCCAAAGCUGGGAACGCUGAGAGAGAGGGAACGAGCAAGAGAGGGAGGAGCGGGAAGUGACACAGGAAGUAGUUGAUCUAAAAUGGGAGACGAUCGACCCUUUGUCUGCACUGCCCCAGGCUGCGGACAGAGGUUCACCAAUGAGGAUCAUUUGGCAGUGCAUAAACACAAACAUGAGAUGACACUGAAGUUUGGACAAGCCAGAACAGACACGGUUAUCAUAGCAGAUCAGACGCCCACUCCCACCCGUUUUCUUAAGAAUUGUGAGGAAGUGGGUUUGUUUAGUGAGCUGGCUGGCUCCUUUGAACAAGAUCUUCGCAAAACACACGAGGAGGAGGAGAGGAGACUUAAAGGCACGCUUGCGGUUCUGCAGACGCCAACAGAGAAUAAAGAGAGAGGCGGGCCUCUUGAGAUUGACUCCUCUCCCGCUGACAGCCCCAACUCCGCCUCCAGCAUGACGAACAGCAAAGAUGCGGUUGCCAUGGUCAAAGAACCUGUUGCCAUGAGGAAGGGCAUGGAUGUUCCUCCAAGGACUGCAGCUAGUUCCACACCUACACCGACAAUAGUGCGCCCAGGCUCGCUUCCCCUACACCAGGGAUUCGAUUCCAUGAUCCCAACUCAACCCUCCCCCACCUCAGUUAUCACUAGGACACCUCCCUCAAACAGACUCAGCUCCCCGUCUGGCUCUUUUCCUUUGCUGAUGCAGCUUCCAAAUGGUCAAACCAUUCCUCUGCUCCCUAGUCCAGGGCAGACUUCAGUCAUAUCGCUUGCCAGAUCAUCGAGCACAGUGCCCAAUAUCCCAGGUAUUCCGGGGCCUCCUAUUGGUGGAAGCAGCAGUGGCUCCUCUUCUCCGUCUGGAUACAGUACACACUCUGAAGCCAAGACGAGGCUAAAGGCCGCACUAUCCCUGCAGAGUCCUAGUGGACCAGCACCAGUACAAAAAACAGAUCACACUGAGACACCAUCACCUGCUCAGCCACAGGCAUCCCCGGCUCAACCAAAAGGUGGACGCAGACGUCGAGGGGCCGACAUAGAACCUGAUGAACGCAGACGCCGUUUUCUUGAGCGAAAUCGAGCCGCCGCCUCCCGUUGUCGACAGAAGCGAAAAGUGUGGGUCAGCGCGCUAGAGAAACGUGCGGAUGAGUUAGCAACUUCUAACGUCACACUUACUAGUGAAGUGUCUCUCUUGAGGACUGAGGUCAUACGCCUAAAAGAGAUGCUGUUGGCUCACAAGGAUUGUCCUGUCACAGCCUUGCAGAAAAAAGCAUAUCUUGCCGCAGGAGUGGACGAGAGUGCAGCAUUAUCUCUGGUGAUGCCUGUUUCGUUACCAGCUCCGGUGUCUGUUAACGGUCUAAGUGUGCGCGCAGCAGAGGCCGUCGCGGUUUUAGCGGGAAUGGGCUCUGGCCAAUGGAGCAACUCAGCUGGAGAUGCUUCCUCCCAAUCACAGCCCACAUCCAGAUGAUGAGCAUGUCAGCCAAUAGGAACUCAAUAUACUUUCAAUGAGUCUUUCAAAGGAGGGAAUUUCCAAAUAUUUCCCCUCAAAACUGUCACUCUGUGUAUUUGCAAAUGCCUCUCAUGUGACAAAUGGGAAUCAACAUUGCCACGCUCUGACCACACCCCUUUCACCCACAGCCUAUCAUAGACUCUCCCUGGGCUAAAUGGAGAAGCAGCUCUGCCCCUCACUAGAAGAUCCCCGACCGUGCACACACUAGGAAGCACUGCAGUGGAAAAGUUUCGUAACACAAUCUAUUUAACACAGAUUUAGAUGUACUUGUAUAGAUCCACUCACUAAUGCAUUCAGUUGAUAUUUUGUCCGGUUUGCAAAUACUUUCCGUUUUGCAUCGUAUUCAAUUGUUUUUCUAAUACGAUGAUUCAUUGCAUGAUUCUGGCCACAUUAGAAAAAUUACUACACUAUGCAGAUACAUUUAAACACGUUAUUUCUGGCUAUCGCUAUCUCACACACUCGCUCUGACUUUCAUAAUGUCCCUCUCUCUUCCUCUCUGUCUUAAUUUUAUUGUUGUAUCUAAAGUAAUUCUCUCAGGUCUGUGGCUGUUCUAGUGAAGAUUUCGUAUCACUUAAGCGUAUCCUGGCUGGCACCACAGAAUGGACUCGCAAAAGCUUAAGAAUGGAGAGAAAAUAAGAGCAAUAUAUUUUUGUAUUUAAAUAUCGUUAUUGGUUUGUCUGCAUUUUGCAGUCUAUAUAUGGAUGUAUCGGUUUGCGUAACCACGUGGAUGUGUUUUAGAUGAGUAUGAUUAUGAUAUGCUCUGCUGAAUUUUAGUUAACUUGCAGCAAAAUACAUAAACCCUUUGACAUUAGAGGUUAGACCCCAAGGUUGAUUUGUAUCUGGUCUUGUAGCAGGGAACGCCCACACAAACACUCGACACGCGUAAUGACUCGUGCUAGCAUUUUGUGAAUGUACCACAGUUAAAUGUCCCGGCUAUUGAAUGUGAAGCGCUGUAGGAAUAAAAUAUUUCUCUUUUCUCCGGGUCUGAAAAGCUCAAAAUGGGUAACCUGAAUGAACUUCAUCUUGCGCACAUAACUGACACAUCAUUUAUCAAAUUAUAUGUCAUUAAACAGUGUCACUGUUUAGUUGCUGAAAACAUCUGACGGUAUAACCGUUCCAUAUAAUACUCGACUCAUACAAUUUGAUCUCCAACUUUUUAUUCUCUGUGUUCUGAUUAAAUGGUGUGCAGACUGUUUUUGUUUGUUUAUCCAGCCUGUCAUAUCAGUUUACAGUAUGUCAUUAACCUGCCCUGCAUCUGGAAAUAUCAUAUUUGGAUGUAAAUGUACCGCUUUCUUCAGUGUGUAUAACUCACUGAUCCCAAAUUGUGUAAUGUGACAUUGAAGCCCUUAAACUAGAGCUGUAAAUAUAGAAUGAGUGUCAGCAUACAAAAACUUGCUUACUGUAUGACUAACUGAAAUGGUUCUUAAGAUAUAAUUAAACAUUGAUGGAACUCUU